Molecule: messenger RNA, 1446 nt
Organism: Porites lobata
Lineage: Eukaryota; Metazoa; Cnidaria; Anthozoa; Scleractinia; Poritidae
Source: the annotation of a GenBank genome assembly
UAACCUAUUUCAUUCAGUUGCUCAAUAAGAAGGUCGUUCAUUAUAUAGUAAGUUGUUCAUUAAACAUCAAGACAAGUACAAAUAGACCACCAUGAAAAGUUCCUUCACCGUCUUGGCUGUGCUUAUCACCUUAUUCAAAGCAGGUAAAUGCUCAAACUUAUUUAGAUACUUAAGUCAUUAACUUCAGAUGAAGUUUUACAAAUACUAACGGUAAUCCCAGUUAUAACUUCCUUUAUGGGUAUUUCUAAGUUGAGUUCGUUUUAAUUGAUAGUUUGUUUGUUUUCCUCUUCUCCAAGUACGCAAUAUUUUAAUGAUAUUAAAACAAAUCAUUUUUUCUUUGAGUAUUGAUUUCAUUCAACAUCAUCAGGCAGACGCCACAAAUAUUGUGCGCAGAAGCUUAUUAUCUAGGUACUUAAGUCUUAACUUCAGAAGUUUUACAAAUAUUGAUGGUAAUCCGGUUAUAACUUCCUUCUUGAGUAUUUCUAAGUUAAGGUCGUUUUAAUCGUUUGUUUGUAUUAUUCUUCUCCAAGUACAGCAAUAUUUUAAUGAUAUCGAAACAAAUCAUUUUUUCUUGAAGGAUAAUUUCAUUUAACAUCAUCAGGCAGACGCCACGUGAAAGCUCUCGUAACGAACUCUCUACUAAACUCCGUUUCAACUCUCACAAUACAAGCACUGUAGUUUUCCAUUCGGAGUAAGCGGACAAUUCCCAUAGGCGACCGCAGACAAUUUCAGGGUUUACGAGUUAGACUUUUCCUUUGUUUUUAGGCUCUCGUAAGGAAACCUAAAAUGAAAUGUCAUUCGCCUCUGAAUCGUUAUUUUAAUAUAUUAACUUCAUAUCGCUGUUCGUCACAAGGAAUUCAUCAGUUUCAGUGUUUUUUCACAUUCACGCGUCCGGUUGACAGUGACUUCAAAACACCACUGUUGAAUUUUAUGAUUCUGACUGAAUUGCAACAUUGUCGGAACAUCAAUAUAGCCAAACACCAACAAACACAGCUGCAAACAGCUUUUUUUGCAUUUCCAGUGUUUAUUUGUUGUUGUGUAAGUUCCCGUAAGCGGCCAUUUAACCCCUAUAUCCCUAGUGAACACUCGAGAACCAUUCUUGUGAGUGGCAAGCUCCAGUAAUGGACCCCUUUCUUGGGUCCCGAGGGAGGCCGCAUACGAGAGCUUCCACUAUAUGUUAUUUAAUUGAUGCGAUCACUCCUUUCAGGCAAUUCCCUACAGUGUUACAGCUGUCAAACUCAAGAUGGUCAGCUGUAUACCUCUGAGCAGUGCAUCCAUAACCAAGUAAUACAAAACUGCACUGAUGGAAAUUUCACCUGCGCGAAUUAUCGUCGCACCAAAACUACUGAAAAUAACGAAACAAUUGAGCUACACGAAAAGGGCUGCCUCUUGAAAGAAAAUUGCACUACUCUUCAAGCGCGGUGCGAGGAAACAACGAAAAAUGGC